Molecule: messenger RNA, 3613 nt
Organism: Pogona vitticeps (central bearded dragon)
Lineage: Eukaryota; Metazoa; Chordata; Lepidosauria; Squamata; Agamidae
Gene: RASGEF1B
Product: RasGEF domain family member 1B
Biological process (GO): Ras protein signal transduction
Cellular component (GO): plasma membrane
Molecular function (GO): guanyl-nucleotide exchange factor activity
Source: RefSeq, a predicted model, not a curated record
CGACUAGGGCAAGCCGGGCGCGCAUCUGUUAUGUUGCAGCCGCAGAAGGUGGCGGGGAAGGGUUCCCGGAGCGCUCGAACUUAAGCAAGCAAGCAAGCGCGCACACAUACACACGGACGCGCGCGUCACGAGUUGGGUAAAGGGGCUCGCUCUCUCUCCCCCCACCCCCCAACAUCCCCAGGAUCCGGGUAGAGCCUUCCUUGGACUGUGCGCUCAAGAUCUCCACAGAGGAUCGGCGAUCGGUGAUCCAGCUCCCCUGAACGCGCCUUCCCAAGUAGAGGGGGUCCGGUUUGGUGGAGAUUUCUCCCGAAGGCGAAGCUCGCGUGGGAUCUUGCCAGGCCGGACAGCCUUUCCUUCAUCCAGGAAAACAUGCCACAAACUCUGCCCUUUGUCGCUAUGUUCGACAGCAGCAGUUAUAACCGAAACUUGUACCAGGCGAAAGAGGACAGCUGUGGAGGCCUCUGUUACCAUGACAACAACUUGCUGUCGGGAUCCUUGGAAGCCCUCAUCCAGCACUUAGUGCCCACUGUUGAUUACUACCCCGAUAGAACAUACAUAUUUACUUUCCUGCUCAGCUCUCGGCUCUUUGUACAUCCUUACGAGUUGAUGGCCAAGGUUUGCCACCUAUGUACUGAGCAACAGAGGCUGGAGGAGCCUGCCGCUGAUAAAAGCCGGUUACGGAAGAUUGCUCCCAAAAUCCUACAGUUGUUAACAGAGUGGACAGAGACGUUUCCCUACGAUUUCCGGGAUGAGCGGAUGAUGAGGAAUUUAAAAGAACUGGCCCACCGAAUAGCCAGUGGGGAUGAGCAGAUGUACCGGAAGAAUGUACAGCAAAUCAUCCAGAGUCUCAUUCGUAAGCUGGCCUCUCUUAGCCAAUAUGAAGAGGUUCUUGCAAAAAUCAAUGCAUCUUCGACAGACAGGUUGACAGUCCUGAAGACCAAACCACAGGCCAUCCAGCGGGAUAUCAUCACCGUCUGUAGUGACCCCUACAUGUUAGCCCAACAGCUGACUCACAUAGAGCUAGAAAGGCUUAAUUACAUUGGACCACAAGAAUUUGUCCAAGCUUUUGUACAGAAGGAUCCUCUGGAUAACGACAAGAGUUGCUACAGUGAUCGGAAGAAAACACGGAACCUGGAGGCAUACGUAGAGUGGUUCAACAGGCUCAGUUACUUGGUGGCCACAGAAAUAUGCAUGCCGGUGAAGAAAAAACACAGAGCGAGAAUGAUAGAGUACUUCAUCGAUGUGGCCCGGGAGUGCUUUAACAUUGGCAAUUUCAACUCCUUAAUGGCCAUUAUUUCUGGAAUGAACAUGAGCCCAGUUUCCAGACUAAAGAAAACCUGGUCAAAAAUCAAGACCGCCAAGUUCGACAUUCUUGAGCACCAGAUGGAUCCUUCCAGCAAUUUCUACAAUUACCGCACAGCCCUGCGAGGAGCAGCUCAGAGAUCUCUGACAGCUCAUAGCAAUAAAGAGAAGAUCGUCAUCCCUUUCUUCAGCCUGCUCAUCAAGGACAUUUACUUUCUCAACGAGGGCUGCGCCAACCGCCUGCCCAACGGCCACAUCAAUUUCGAAAAAUUUUGGGAACUGGCUAAACAAGUGAGUGAAUUCAUGACAUGGAAACAAGUGGAGUGCCCUUUUGAGAGGGACCGGAAAAUCCUUCAAUACCUGGUCACUGUCCCAGUCUUCAGUGAGGACGCACUUUAUUUGGCUUCCUAUGAGAGCGAAGGCCCUGAAAACCACAUUGAAAAGGACAGAUGGAAGAUGCUGAGGUCGACGCUACUGGGAAGGGUUUAAUAAAUGUCUAGCUUCCUGCUCAUGCUGCUGGUUUGUUUUUUGUUUUUUUGGACAUGGAUUCUUAUUAUUGAUGGCCGUGAUUGAGGCCAUUUAUUUAUUUUCCUUUCUCUUCUUCCCUGCCCCGCCCUUUAAAUCAAGUGACAUUUUAAGUUAUGAGCACUGUGCAGCUGGUUAAGGCAUGUUAGGACUUUGUACAAAGGAAGAAGUGCAAGUUUACUCAAGAAUAAACAGACAAGACUUCUUAACACCUGACAGAUCAUCAGAUUAGACCACAGGUCUGUGACGAGUGAUUGAUCAAAGAUCAUAAGGAGGAAACUCAUCUGAAGAUCUGAAUCUGCUUUGCAUAAUUUCGAAACACUUGGCCAAGGCUCUCCACUACCAACACUUCUUAUUUUCGCCCUGCUGCUCCUUUGAUGUGUUAAAAACCUGCUGCUACUUGUGUACUUGAGUGCUGGAUGCUAAAGUAAAAUUUCUCUUCAACCAUUGGCAUUCCAACUUGGACUUUCCUAUGUCAGCGAGGAGAAGAGAACCUACUCUACUGAAAUUUCACUGAACAAAUUUAGGAACUUCAGCUUUCUUCCUGAAGAAAGAUGCUCAUGAUGGAGUGAAAUGGGCUGCUAUCUUUUUUUUUUUUGCCUAUUUAUCACGGGAAGGGGGUUAAUUAUUAUUUUCUUCAGCAGUUUUUGUUUGUUUGUUUGGAGUUAGCUGCUGGCUGGCAAACUCUGAUUGUAUAUUAUUUGGAAAUAAAAUGUAAUGAAGCUCAGUGCUGUGACAGGAGAAGCAGACACUAGAAGGAUAUGUAGCAAAUGUAGCUAGACUGUAGAAAAGCUCUCUCUCCCCCCCCACUUCUCCAAGUGUAUAAGUUAUGCUAUCUUUGUUUCUGUUUAAGGGUGUGUCUGCACCACAUACUUGAAUCCAGUAUGAAACUAGUUCAACUUCCAGACUUUCCCCAAAGGAUAUUGGGGAUUUUUAAAGAGCUAUCAAAGUGAAAACAGGUUCGAAUAUUUCUUCAGUUUCCAAUGUAGACAUUCCAAAACAUCCAUAUUUUGUGUGUCCUUUCACCAUUCCCCAUGAUAUUGGUUGAACAAUUUGACUUCAUUUUGUACUUGGUGGAUCACAGCUCGGACUGAAGUUCAACAUAAUAUAAAUUUUGUUUUUAGAGAUUUUUUUUAAAAAAAGCAGUAUUUGGAGAUUCUGGUUAUAUACGAUCAAGCGAACCCCUAUUUAAAAAGAGAUUUCUCUUCAGCUGUACUACAGCUGUGGUCGGAGGACAUGCACUCCAGCUUCUGUCUUUUAAUUUCCAGAGUUUCUUUUUACAGGUCACUGUUACACAUGAAGUCUUUAGUAGCUCCAGAUGCUUAACCGCUGUAACUUACUUCCUUUGGGAAAAUCUGGGAAAUGAAAGACCCCCUUGAACAUUAGGCAGCUAGUGACAAAUCAUAUUCUAAACAACGGGACUUGUAUGUAAUCAGUGUCACUGUUAAAAACUGAAAAUAAAUUUUGAAAAUACAGACUUCUGUUUCCUGCCAUACCUGAUCUUUUGAAAAGAAGUACAUGGUUUGUCCGUUCUUAAACUACUUCUCUAAGUAAGUGGGUACCUUGUUAAAGGAACUUGGCCUCAGUUCCUUACAAAAUGUCCUUGAAUGUAAUUUAUGAUUUGUAUUUAUUAAUUACACUUAUAUCCUGUUUUUCUUUUCUCCUGUUUGCUCAGGAAAAUGCAUGUGGGUCUUUUUCUCCUUACUUUAUUCUUAUAAUAACCAUGUGAGGUAGUUCAGGCUGAGUGAGAGAGUCUGGCUUAAGGUCACACAGCGAAUUUCAUGGU